Messenger RNA from Arachis stenosperma, 812 nucleotides. RefSeq lists its product as uncharacterized. NCBI's taxonomy places the organism in Eukaryota, Viridiplantae, Streptophyta, Magnoliopsida, Fabales, Fabaceae. The coding region runs from base 419 to 805 and encodes 128 amino acids. The transcript has 5 exons. The record is from RefSeq and is a predicted model, not a curated record.
UUGAACUAACACACAUAGUUGAAACUGAACUACAACAACAACAGUAAUAACUGAUGUAUUAACUCAGAUCUAUAUAUACAAAAACUCUCAAAGUCUGUCAAGUUGAAAGUUGAAUAAAGAGUGGCAGAAUGAGAAGAGUUAUUGGCUUUACCUUUAAUAAUCUCUUUAUCACCGGAUAGCUUUUCUGUCAUUUGGUGGUGGUGGAUACAGAGGAGGAAGCGGUGAAAGAGAGUAGAUCGAUGGAAAAAACUGAGCGGCUGCCACAGAAAGCACAUGCAGCGAGACUAGGCAAGCGGAGAGCACAGUAGCGGCGGCGACAAGAACAGAGCGGUGAGAUCUAUUUAUUUUCUGUCACGGUGAAAGGGACAAUAGCAGUGGUGGUAGGGUUACGGCAUUAGAAGAGGUUGCGGCGGCAGCUAUGGUGGUCGAGGAGUCUAAGGCAGCGGUGGGCCCAGUGGUCGCAGUGGAGUUCGUGGUGAUAGUUGACAUGGUGAUGGUGGAUAAGGUGGAGGAUGCGAUGACGGUCGUGCAUGCUACAGCCGUGGUGGGCUGGGUCAAGGAUCGCAACCAGGGAGGAGGCGGAUGCCGAGGUAGCUACGGCAGCGUUUGUGGCGGCGGAAGCUGCUACAACUAUGGGGAGGGCAUUUUGCAACAAACUGCACAACAAGUCCUCUUAGAAUUUAAAGCAGGCAGCACCACCAGAUCACUCUCAAGAGGCACGCUCCCACCUCGGAGAAUCCAGAACCACACUAUUGUUGCCUGGAUUCUAAUUGCCCUUCGCCAAAAGGGUGUGGGAGCAAGAUGAAUCCAAU